Messenger RNA from Boeremia exigua, 3131 nucleotides. RefSeq names its product mitochondrial carrier domain-containing protein. Bases 274 to 2661 code for a protein of 795 amino acids. Gene Ontology annotation, cellular component: mitochondrion. The transcript is spliced from 9 exons. Gene Ontology annotation, molecular function: nucleic acid binding; ATP binding; asparagine-tRNA ligase activity. Gene Ontology annotation, biological process: asparaginyl-tRNA aminoacylation. The record is from RefSeq and is a predicted model, not a curated record. Lineage: Eukaryota; Fungi; Ascomycota; Dothideomycetes; Pleosporales; Didymellaceae.
GAUGGUGGCUAUCGGCUGCCACCCAGGGCAUGAGAUCUCGUGUAACUCGAGUAAGGCCGUGGAGAUUAGGGAGUGUUUCAGACCAGGCUCGGGUCACACGAUCGCUGAGUGACUGAGUGCAAUAACGCGGAAGUCAUGAGCAUGAUGCUUUAGUUUGCCCGUCCGUGCACGGUUUCCCUUUUGGAAGUUUCGUCAACGACAUCUGUUGGUGUUGUGCCUUCACGCUCCACGGUAACGCCGCCCACUGGCUGGUUUCCAACUGCCGUUCGCGUAAUGAGCCUGUUGCUGCCCGUUCGAAGGGGCGCUCUCUAUGCUCAGCGAUCCAUACCCCGGCGCUCUGUCGUCGCCCAGUCACAGGCGCGGCAUCUUCAGCGUUCACGGCAGAAGUCCACCUUUUGCCCGACGAACAUAGCUGAGCUGCUAAGGCCAGCUUCCCCGCUUUCGUCUAUCUCACCGCAGGAGCCGUCCGAGAGUGAUAAUCUUACGGUUCAUGGCUAUAUUCGAUCGGUGAGGAAGCAGAAGCGGAUCGCCUUUGCAGUCAUUGGUGAUGGCUCCACUUUACAGACUGUACAAGCUGUCUUGUCACCUCAGCUAGCAGAAGACCUGUCAACGGGUGCUGCCGUUAGAGUGACCGGGAAAUGGACAGCCUCACCAGGUGGAAAGCAGUCGCACGAACUUCAGGUCGAAAAUAUCCAGGUGCUGGGAGACAACGAUGCCACGACAUCUCCAAUCCAGAAGAAGUAUCAAUCGGCGGAGUAUCUCCGCACUGUUCCUCACCUACGACCUCGUCUGCCUUUCAACGCUUUACUUUUACGCUUGAGGUCCCUUGUUACAGCGCAGGUGACAAGUCAUUUUGCCAAGAAUGAUUUUACUCAAUGUCAUCCGCCGAUCAUCACCUCGUCCGACUGCGAAGGUGCAGGAGAAGUCUUCACCGUCGAGCCUGCUGCAUCUGAUGCAACAUCGGCGCCUGUCCCUGGCUUGCCCAGCAAGCCCAAAAAGCUGCCUGACCCAUUUUUCGGCUCUCCGAAGUAUCUGACUGUCUCCAGUCAGCUGCAUUUGGAAGCGCUGGCACAGUCUGUCGAUAAAGUAUGGACGCUUUCUCCAACAUUCCGUGCUGAAAAGAGCGACACGGCCCGUCACCUCAGCGAGUUCUACAUGCUAGAGGCUGAAGUCGCUUUUGUCGACGACCUCAACGAUGUCAUGGACGUAGUAGAAAAUAUGCUACGCUCUGUUGCAACCGAACUUCAGGCUUCACGUGUUGGCCAAGAGCUUCUCGAGAGCCGAGCACGGGACCAGAGUGAGGAGAGCACAUUUGUGUCGCACGACACACUCGCACAACGAUGGCAGGGGCUUGCCGACGGACCGUGGCCACGCAUCAAAUAUGCUGAGGCGAUACAACAUUUGAAGGACGCGACAGCACAAGGUAAGGCGGGAUUCGAGUUCUCACCUGAACACAAAGAUGGUUUACAAACCGAGCACGAGCGGUAUCUUGCCGAGCACCUUGGUAACGGCGGUCCUGUCUUCGUCACGGAUUACCCUCGGUCGAUGAAGCCUUUCUACAUGCUGCCAUCCAGCGCAUCUGGAUCAGACACAGUCGCGUGCUUUGAUCUGCUUGUGCCUGAGAUCUGUGAAUUGGUAGGCGGCUCAAUGCGUGAGCACAGGCUUCCGGAACUCCAACAAGCAAUGGUGGACCACGGCCUUCGCGCAGCAGCUGACAGCACCGAAGAGGCGUCGGACGGCUCCCUGCAGUGCUAUGAGGCGCUCCCACCCAACUUCUCGCUCGGCGCGAACAUGCUUGCCGGCGCGUUCGCUGGUAUUGCCGAACACUCAGUUAUGUACCCCGUCGACAUGCUUAAGACUAGGAUGCAAGUCAUCAACCCCGGGCCUACCGCGACGUACCAGAGCUCCAUCGCCAAUGCCCUCGUAACAGUUUCAAGGGUAGAGGGCUUCAGGUCGCUAUGGAAGGGACUCUCCAGUGUUGUGCUGGGCGCUGGACCCGCGCACGCCGUAUACUUCGCAUCCUACGAGGCCACAAAACACGCUCUUGGCGGAAACGAGGGAGAAAGCCACGAGCAUCACCCUCUCGCUGCAGCUGCCAGCGGCGCCGCAGCCACCAUCACGAGCGAUGCGCUGAUGAACCCCUUUGACGUCGUCAAGCAGCGCAUGCAAUUGCACGGUUCGAUCUACACUUCGGUCGGCCAUUGCGCGCGGGAUGUCUUCCGCAAGGAGGGCAUUGGCGCGUUCUACGUCUCGUACCCCACCACACUGUGCAUGACAGUGCCAUUCACCGCGCUGCAGUUCAUGUCAUACGAGUCGAUUUCGAAGGUCAUGAACCCUACUGGCCGAUACGACCCGUACACACAUUGUUUCGCCGGCGGCCUCGCUGGUGGUUUUGCUGCGGCGCUUACCACGCCCCUAGACGUUAUCAAGACGCUGUUGCAGACACGAGGAAGCGCCCACGACGCUGAACUGAGGUCGGUUUCUGGACUGGUCCAGGCGGCCAAGAUCAUCCACCAGAGGGAAGGCUACAAGGGCUACUUCCGCGGGCUGAAGCCCAGGAUCAUCACGACAAUGCCUAGCACGGCGAUUUGCUGGUCUGCAUACGAGAUGGCGAAGGCGUUCUUCAUUGCUCGCAGCACGAACCCCAACACAGCCUUAUAACGAUAAUCUCGUUACCAAAUUAUUGCGCUCACUCCAGCGCAUGCUCCUAUAAUGCGACAUACAUUUCCCAGCAGUAGAAGGGACCUCGAUAUUCUCAGCAUAGAGCAGGCUACCAGGCCGCACCGUGCAGCUUCCCUGGCAGCGUAACGGUCUUCACAUUUCGUUGUAUAGUCAUAGAAACUUCCCUGGCCUUGAUAUCUGGAGGGACCAUAUGGCGGCGUACGGAAUCUUUGACGCUUUUUCUCUUGAGCGUUAUGCAGUCAGCGCGCAUGUUUGUACCAUAUGGGGAAUAUAGCAUCGGCGUCUUCGUCAAGUGGCAUUGUUGUCUUGCUCGACCAUUUUGCGAGGAGCGCAAUCGAUAAAGUGGACCCAGUGUAGAUCUGAAUGCGACCCGCACAUGCCCUGUCCAUCCUUCGCCCCAUCGCUUGUGCCCGUGAGAGUGCCUGAUAAUCGGAGGCAACCUGGUCAGU